AUGGCGGACCGCACCGCGGAGACGGGAGCGGCGGUUCCCUCCCGGCGUCGUACCGCCUCCGAGUCCCCCGCAAAGGCGGCCGAGCCGCGGCGGGCGGGCGGCCGCGACGGCAGCGAGUCGAAGCGAAGGGGACACGGUCCGAGAGCCGAGAGCGCCGGGCGGAGGGAAGAGGACGAGAGCGGGGACGGGGCGUGCGGGAGCACGGCGGAAAAGAAGGGGGAGCCGCGGGACGGCGCUUCAGGGGGCGGAGGUCGGCGGCGGGAGCUGCGCGUUGUGCUGCUGGGGCGGAGCGGAGCGGGGCGCAGCGCCACCGGCAACACGUUGCUGGGCGAGGAGCGCUUCGAGUCCCGGCUGGCGUCCCAACCCGUCACCACCACGUGCAAAGACGGCAGGCGGGAUUGGGGCGAGUGGUGCGUGGUGGUCAUGGACACCCCGGCGAUUUUCGGGGGCUCUCAGUGCGACAAGCAGCAUUUGGCCGAGGAGCGCCAGCGCUGCCUCAGAUUCGCUGCCCGUGAGCCCUGCGUACUGCUGCUGGUGACACAGCUGGGCCGUUACACGCGGGAGGACCGGGAGAUGCAGGCUGAUGAGGUGCUGCACAGGGCUGUGAGCAUCGCACUCAGGCAGCGCGAGGGGCGCCAGCGCAAACGGUGGUGGUGGAGUCGGAGCGGUCGGCGCCGCUUCCCGCGGACGAACGGCGCCCGAUCCCAUCGCUGCGUGCUCGCGGUCGCCCUCUCCGUCCCCGUGCAGCCCCGGCUCAGCUCGGCCUCGGCCGGCCCACGCGCAGCAGCGAUGCACAGCGACGAGCCCUUCCGGCAGCCGGAGCCGAAGGGCUGCUGGAUGCGGGACGACAAAGCGCCACCGGAGCUGCGGCUGCUGCUCGUCGGGAAGAGCGGCGGCGGGAGGAGCGCGACGGGGAACAGCAUCCUGGGGCGGGCGGCCUUCGAGUCGCGGCUGUCCACGCGCGCGGUGACGCAGAGGAGCGAGUGGCAGAGCGGCUCGUGGAGGGGUUACCGUUUGCACGUGGUGGACACUCCGGACGCCUUCGACACGCCGGAGCGCAGCGCCCGGUGCCUCCGCGAGGUCGCCCGCUGCGCGCUGCUGUCGGCGCCGGGGCCGCACGCGCUGCUGCUGGUGACGCAGCUGGGCCGCUUCACGCAGGAGGACGAGGCGGCCAUCCGGCAAGUGUGGCGGCUGUUCGGGCGCGGCGCCGCCGAGCGCACCGUCGUGGUCUUCACGCGCGGGGACGAGCUGACGGGCGGCUCCCUGCGGCGGCACGUGGAGGACAUCGGCACCGCCGCGCUGCGGGAGCUGCUGCGCCCGCUACCGGAACGAGCUCUACGACCGCAUGAUGGGCACACCCGUGGGUCCUCUGAUGAUCUGCAUUAUUGCUUAUUACAGCCAAUCUGCUCGCGGGGGCAGCGCCACGGGGCAGAGGCGGUGCUGGUUGGGGCGAUAUCGGAACCAGACGGGGCCGCUGCGUCAGUGCCGCACUUCUCACUGCCGGUCCGACGGCUCGGGCUGACGGGAGGCUGCAGCGUCCGUGCCUGGAGGAGCGCAAAGAAAGGCACAACCACGGCCACUCGACGCAUCCCUGUGCUGCCUGGGGACGGCAGAGGCUCCACAAUGCGGCUGCUGCUGGUCGGGAAGACUGGAGGGGGGCGAAGCGCCACGGGGAACACCAUCCUGGGGCGGUGCGUCUUCGAGUCCAAGCUGUCCACCAGACCGGUGACCCACAGCUGCCAGUCAGCGAUUGUGCACUGGGAUGGAGAGGAAAUCGUGGUGGUCGACACGGCCGACAUCUUCCAUUCGUGGAAUGGCAGCAAUGAGGAGUGCAGGGAAAUCACCCGCUGCAUCGAGCUGUCCUCGCCCGGCCCCCACGUGCUGCUGUUGGUCACCCAGCUGGGCCGCUUCACCCAGGAGGACCAGGAGGCCGUGCGGGGCGUGCAGGACAUCUUUGGAGUCGGUGUGUUCAAGCACAUGGUUGUUGUGUUCACCCGGGGAGAGGAGCUGGUGGGGGGAUCGCUGCGUGACUACGUGACCUACACUGACAACGCGGCUCUGCGCAGGCUGAUCCAGAGCUGCCAGAAUCGGUACUGCGGCAUCAACAACCGGGCUUCCGGGCCACAGCGGGACCAGCAGGUCCAGCAGCUGAUGAAUAUGAUCCGCCAAACCAUGCGGGAGAAUGAGGGAAGGUGGUACAGCAAUGAGUUGUACCUGAAUCCCUAUUUAACAGAAGAGAAAGUGAGGUAUCACAUGGAGAAUGCAGCCAAACCAUGGGGCAGGCUGCUCAACUUGUCAUACAGGGGAGUCCUUUUAAAAUGUGGGAUAGUUCUCAUUGUCAUCGCUUUGAUUGUCAUCGGUGUCCUUAUUUGGUGGGAGAGAUAAUCGGGUGAAUCCCAUAAUGCACAGUCCCCCACUAUCAGAAUCCCAGAACCCUGAAGCACUUGGGGCCGCAGGCACCGCUCCAUCCCCACCCGCCGCCAUCCCCCAGCACCCGCUGCCCAGGGCUGCGUCCCUUUGGCUGUUGCACCUCUGCAGGGACAGAGAGCCCACCGUCAUGCAGGGCCACGAGGGGCUGCAGGGCCAUGAACUGUCGACAAGAAGUGUCCUGUAAGUGUCCCUUGUGUUCCCUGUGGGUUAAUUACACACUAAAACCAACACCCAUCUCUGCGGAAAGGUGAUCAGAAACAGCCAGCUGCUAUCCCCUCCCAAAUGCAGUCUUGGAACCCCUUGUAUGCCUGCCCAAAGAUGUAUCAAAAUACCCAAUUAGAGACUGUAGAGAGAUGUAAUUUUGUAAACUGUCAUGUAAGGAUAACUGCACUUCUGUUUGGGGCUGUGCUUGCUUUGGGAAGGAUCACCAGACACCUGAUUGUGACAGAAAUAAAACAGAGACCUCUGUCUGCA
Molecule: messenger RNA, 2904 nt
Organism: Lagopus leucura (white-tailed ptarmigan)
Lineage: Eukaryota; Metazoa; Chordata; Aves; Galliformes; Phasianidae
Product: GTPase IMAP family member 8-like
Exons: 6
Coding region: 1-2385 (794 amino acids)
Molecular function (GO): GTP binding
Source: RefSeq, a predicted model, not a curated record